AUGGGUAACCAUACUAUUCUGUUAUUACAAGCACACCCAGGACAAUCUUCCAGAACUUACUUCGAUUUCCCUACAGAAAGCGAGGCAAUGGACCACAUUGCUGGCUUAUACGAAGUUCGUCUUGCAAAAGAGAAUCCCAAUGCGGGACAAGUACAAUACAGAGCCGAAGAUCUGUUCAGAUUUAUUGACACAUACAAAGAAUUCGUCGCACUUGUGUUUGAUCCAAAUACUCUUACAUAUCAACCACGCGAUAAAGAUUGGAUCAAAGAUUGCCUGAUUGCUCAUUUUAGUGGGCAGCAAGCAGAGGAACUUCCACCAGUGAAUCAGCAGCCUAGACAAAAUAGCAGCCAUAACCAACGCCGUAGACGCCAUUAA
Messenger RNA from Mucor velutinosus, 375 nucleotides. RefSeq lists its product as uncharacterized. The coding region runs from base 1 to 375 and encodes 124 amino acids. Lineage: Eukaryota; Fungi; Mucoromycota; Mucoromycetes; Mucorales; Mucoraceae. The transcript has 7 exons. The record is from RefSeq and is a predicted model, not a curated record.